This is a messenger RNA of Paraphaeosphaeria sporulosa, 2871 nucleotides long. RefSeq lists its product as uncharacterized. The transcript has a single exon. The record is from RefSeq and is a predicted model, not a curated record. NCBI's taxonomy places the organism in Eukaryota, Fungi, Ascomycota, Dothideomycetes, Pleosporales, Didymosphaeriaceae. Gene Ontology annotation, biological process: proteolysis. Gene Ontology annotation, molecular function: cysteine-type peptidase activity. Bases 1 to 2871 code for a protein of 956 amino acids.
AUGCCUCACCGCAACACGAAGCCUGCCAGCGCGACGGAACGCUUAGGGGAGUCGAGAGCCGGCAGCGGGGCGACUGACGGUGGCAAAACAAGCGCAGCCAGCCACGCCGCAAAAGCCCCCGACGCAAUGCCCAAAGAUCACACAAGCCAGCGGACAGCCGCCAGCGAGGCCGCCGAAAGAUUCCGCGCCCAACUGAACAGAUCCCUCGACGACUUCGCGCUCGUGUACAAUGACCUGAUGGACAAGCACGGCGAGCAGGCUGCCGACGAGUUUGUGCAGCAGCUCGGCCAACCAACGUGCGUCUACCUGAACACCCUUUUGGGGGAGAGGCUCUCCAGGCAGGACCAAUCCCGCCUACGCUGGUUCCAGAGAUCGGAUGCUACCAAUCGCUGCCCGUGGGACCGAUCUGCGCUCGCACUAUACGCCCACUUCGGCCCCCAAUUCUGCAGAAAAUCUUUCUUGGACGCCCUGAGGAAAUUCGCGAGGCUGGUCCCUCGCUGGGAGGACGCAAAGGCCAAGCUCGACGAAGCUGUGCGAGCAGCAGCGGUGCAGAAGGCGGACCAAGGAUCGAGGACCGGCCGUGUAACGCUGGAUGGCGCCGUCCACCGCUUUCAGCUGAACCUUGCGAUCUCGAUGCUUUCUUCGGCACGCGAGGCAGCAACAGCAGACAUGGCCAGUCACCUUGUCGAGGAACGAGAGGAAGACGCCCUCCAGCACGGCGAGGAAAGCGUCGCCGCCGGCCCGCUCUUGGAGAUGGCGUCCUCUACAGAAGCCGACCGCCGACCUCCUUCUCCCGGCGAUGGCGUUCAAUCUGCAAAGGAGCUCGUCGAGCAGUCGGAAGGGCAAGCGCGCGGCUUCGCCGUGGAGGACAUCGCCGCCAGCCCGGUCUCUGAAAUCGUACCUUCCCCCGAGAAGGUCCGACGGCAUGACGAGGAAGCAGGCGUGCAGGUUGACGACACGCAGGUUGAUGACACGCCUGAGCCCCGAUUUCGCAGCCAGACCAGGACGCCUACUUCGACAAAGCAACAGUGUUCCCUGUCCUCACCUGGCACACCGUGCCCUACACACAGGAAGCGGCUCUCGCCCUUGUCAGGAACACCCAUCGUCACACCUGCAAAGAGAUGCUUGUCCCUACCGCCAGACUCCGCUGAGCGACCUAAGCACCGCAGGAGGACGACAGCUAUUUUCAGCGAGAACGAGGAAGGCCUUACAGAACUCUUGGACAGUCUUUCAAACAGAGAGCGUGCCGACUCGGCCCCCAAACUGAUGUCCGCCACUCUGACAUGCGAUUCUGUCGCGGUCGGUGUCAACUUUCACAUGAUGGGAAGCAAUGCAAAACACCCAUUGAGUGAAGCAGUCUUGUCUCGGAACGGGCACCAAGAUUCUCAACAUCUCGCAGUCGCGCCCGGAGCCCCAAACGACUUUGAAGAAGGCUCGCAGCGUGUUCAAGGAGAUGCAGCUGCCGAUGGAGACAAGGCCGUCGAGAAGCCGGUCGCAAGCUUGCCUCCUUGCACCCAGCCCAGGGCAUCUACCACGUCUACAGGCCUCGACGACGCGACCACUGGUUGGAACAGUGCCUCGGAACCUUCGGUCGCACCCAUGUCAUCGAGGCCACCAUGGGAACCUACCUGUUCCUCCGGCACAGCCGGUGGAGCUGGCACAUCCACUACCUCUUGCACCGCGCCACCUCCGGUGCAUGGCAGGAUGAUACUAGACAAUCAACCCCUGAGUAGCGACAUCGUUAUGCCGAUCUUGCAUAGCUUCAACCCCAGACCCGAUACGCUGUACGUUGCCUCGAGUUUCCACUUCACCGACGCGCAGCAUUCCUCAAGGUUGCCGCGUUUUCUUCCUGACCAGCACCGCAACCUUGUAGCAGGCGUUUAUCUUUCUGCCAUCCGCCACUGGUGUGCAGUGUUCAUCAACCUGGACGAUCAAAGCAUCGAAACCUUCGACCCUCUCGGCAACCCGGCGUGCGUUUUUCAAGUGCAGUCCAUCGCGCGAGCCGUCAUGUCCUUGAAUACGCCCGAGGUUCAAAGCUGGAGACUCAUCAACUCCAGAGGGCCUGCAACGUUCCGCCAAUCCGAUUCGAUCUCUUGCGGCCUCUUCUCAGUCGUCUACCUGCUGCACCGCAUGUUCGGACUAGACCUGCCGGACCGACUGCAUCCCGCUGUGUGGCGCAUUCUACUUAGUCGUCUGUUCGAUGGCGACGGCUCCCAUGUUACCGAGCUUGCCGCCAAAGCGUUCCCGCCAGAUCUCAUGCAGUCGAACGACAUCGGACGAAAGCCAUGUGACGUACAGUCAAUGUUCGAACGCUUCACUAACGAGCUCGAGGAGAUCAACUUCAUGUCGAAUCAAACACAAUCUGCGCGCCUUCUAACGAGAGCAGCAAUAUCCUCAGCAGAUGCUAUCGCGAAGAAGGCCGCCAAGUACGCCGACUACGUCUCCAAACAGGAGGCGUGGUGCAUCACAGUCACCGGCGACAAGAAUCCCUUUCCCGCGGACAUCAUCAAUGCUGAACACGAAAACCUUGCCAAGUUCCGUCGCAUCAAGAAGGUGCUUUGCGUGAAGGUGGCAGAAUUAUCCACCGACAAUUGCACCGCCCUCACGCAAGUAUCACAGGGUGCGAUCAAUCUCCAGGAAUGGAUCGAUACUCGGCGCCUGCAGGUUCAGCGCCGCAUAGAAGACUAUUCAAGAAGGAUCAAGGAAGAGCAGACCCGGCUUGAGGAGUAUCACCAAGAGCAAGAAGCUAAGCUGGCACAGGCUGCAGAGGAUUUGCAGCAAGCCAGGGCCCACAGCGAACAAAUUCAGGCAUUGUUGCGCGUAGGUGGGCAACCAACGUACCGACAAAACAUAACCGGAAGGGGGUCUUAA